Messenger RNA from Ficedula albicollis (Collared flycatcher), 2765 nucleotides. RefSeq names its product septin 8 (gene SEPTIN8). Bases 41 to 1492 code for a protein of 483 amino acids. Gene Ontology annotation, biological process: cytoskeleton-dependent cytokinesis. The record is from RefSeq and is a predicted model, not a curated record. Gene Ontology annotation, cellular component: septin complex; microtubule cytoskeleton; septin ring. Gene Ontology annotation, molecular function: molecular adaptor activity; GTPase activity; GTP binding. The transcript has 10 exons. Lineage: Eukaryota; Metazoa; Chordata; Aves; Passeriformes; Muscicapidae.
GCAGCAGCGCUCCCGCCGCCGGCGCCGCGCCAGCCCGGCCAUGGCCGCCACCGAUGUGGAGCGCUUCUCGAAUGAAGAGAAGAGGAACCUUUCCCUGGGGGGCCAUGUGGGCUUCGACAGCCUCCCCGACCAGCUGGUCAGCAAGUCUGUCACACAAGGCUUCAGUUUCAAUAUCCUCUGUGUGGGUGAGACUGGCAUUGGGAAGUCCACGCUGAUGAACACCCUGUUCAACACCACGUUUGAGACGGAGGAAGCCAGUCACUACGAGAGCGCCGUGCGCCUGCGGCCGCGCACCUACGACCUGCAGGAGAGCAACGUCCACCUCAAGCUGACCAUCGUGGAUGCCGUUGGAUUUGGGGAUCAGAUAAAUAAAGAUGAAAGUUACAGGCCAAUCGUAGAGUACAUUGAUACGCAGUUUGAAAACUAUUUGCAAGAAGAGCUGAAGAUCCGCCGGUCUCUCUUCAACUACCAUGACACAAGGAUUCACGUCUGCCUCUACUUCAUCACCCCCACCGGGCACUCCCUCAAGUCCUUGGACCUGGUGACAAUGACAAUGAAGAAGCUGGAUAGCAAGGUGAACAUCAUCCCAAUUAUUGCCAAAGCAGACACUAUCUCCAAGAGUGAGCUGCACAAGUUCAAGAUCAAGAUCAUGAGUGAGCUGGUCAGCAAUGGAGUGCAGAUCUAUCAGUUCCCCACGGACGACGAGGCGGUGGCCGAGAUCAACUCGGUGAUGAAUGCUCAUCUGCCCUUCGCUGUGGUCGGCAGCACGGAGGAGGUGAAGGUUGGGAACAAGCUGGUGCGAGCUCGGCAGUACCCGUGGGGAGUGGUGCAAGUGGAGAAUGAGAGUCACUGUGACUUUGUGAAGCUGCGGGAGAUGCUGAUCCGGGUGAACAUGGAGGACCUGCGGGAGCAGACCCACACCCGCCACUACGAGCUCUACCGCAGGUGCAAGCUGGAGGAGAUGGGCUUCAAGGACACAGAUCCAGACAGCCAGCCCUUCAGCCUCCAAGAAACAUACGAGACCAAAAGGAAAGAGUUCUUGGGUGAACUCCAGAGGAAAGAGGAAGAAAUGAGACAAAUGUUUGUAAACAAAGUCAAGGAGACAGAGGCAGAGCUGAAGGAGAAGGAGAGAGAGCUGCAUGAGAAGUUUGAGCACUUGAAAAGGAUACACCAGGAAGAGAAAAGGAAGGUGGAGGAGAAAAGGAAGGAGCUGGAGGACGAGAUGAACGCCUUCAACAGGCGGAAAGUGGCAGUGGAAACCCUGCAGUCCCAAUCCUUGCAGGCUACCUCACAGCAGCCAUUGAGGAAGGACAAAGACAAGAAAAACAGAUCAGUAAUAACAGGAAACCAACCAGGAGUCUGCCUCUCCAGCUCCAAGGUGAUGAUCACCAAAACCAACGUGGAGCCCUUAAACUGCACAAGUUGGUGGCAGGCCAUACAGUGCUGCAGCUGCUUGGUCAAGAGUGCAACAUGGAGGGAAGGAUUCCUCUGAGGCAGUCUGGGUGGGAGAUGGGGCCAGCUGGACAUCACCAUGGCAUGGAACUGCAGAGAAGAUAAAGUGUACAUAUAUAUAUAUACACACAUAUAUAUAUGAAAAGAAAAGCAGAGGUUAGUGAAGUUUAUAUGUUUUCAUGUCAUCACCCAAAAGUACAGAUGACUUUCAUCUCAUAUCAGGAAACUUGAAGGCUUCCCUCACCUUUUUUCUUUUUUUUUCCUUUUUUUUUUGUGUUUGUGUUUGUACUUGCCAAUCAUUGAACUGUUUUUUUGAGCUGAUAAUGAAUGUAUGAGGUCUGUGUUUCCUAACAAUUUCUGAGGUUUCUACAUUAUCCAGACUGCUGUCCAGGAGAUUCAAUUCAGGCUAGCAGCUCCAAAUCCAGUAAAACUAGUAACACUGCACUCUGAAUUCAGCAAGGAAACAAUCACCUAUGAAAGGCAGUUUUUACAAUCAGCAGCCUAAAAUGGCUUAAUAUUUGCACAUGACCUUAAAAUAGGGAUCCAGGAUGUUUUCGUAUCACAUGAAUUUUGCCUUACUAGCACAUGAUUAUUUCUUGAAGACAAAGUUUAAUUGUUUCUAUUAACUGUUUAGUAACUGCAAUGUGAACUAAGUGCCAGAUCAGGGUAGUCUCAUUGCAUAAAUGAAUAAUUAGAGGGAUGAAAAGGAAAAUAGUUUUUAAAAAAACUGUGUGUGAAAUGUAGCAAAACUCUGACAGCUUUCUAUGUACAGUAUUAAUAGACGGGAAAUAGUUAGAAAUAUUUUUGCAGCUUGUAUUUAAAAAAAAAAUAAAGAAGGCAUAGAGUUGUUAUAUUAUGAGAAUCUUUUUAAUGUCCAUUCAGUUGUCCUUUAAAGAUGAGAGUAAAUUUUUUUGAGCAAAAUAGAAGGUUUUAAAUAGUAGAAAAUUGUAAAAAAAUUAAAAUAUAAUUCCUGUAAUAUUCUUUAAAAGACUUGAAGAUAAGUAGGAACAGGUAGUUUGCCAAACAUCUUGGGAAGGAUGUGUGGGUGUGUGUGUGCGUGUAUCUGUGUUUUUUAGUCUUACUUGAUAAGAAGUUGUUUCUUUAAAGAAAAAACAUUGCAAAACAUAGUACUUACAAUGUUUAAGAAAUCCAAUGGUGUUGCUGUGUAAAGAUCCCACUGAAGCUUAUCCAGUAUAAUUCUUUCCAUUCUCAAGAUCUCGGCUGGAGAGUGUUUACAUCCGCUCUGCACCACUAGCAUCUGCACUGACGGUAUUACCUGUAAAAAAAUUUUUAAAAACUAAAAAAAAAAUAAA